AUGCACGCCGACAAGUGGAGGAGGAAGACCCUUCCUAGCCUCCGAGCAUCUUCUCCUCUUCCAAUACCGCGUGAUUCCACCGAAGAAACAGACACGAUGGAAUCCAAGAAGCCCCGUGCCUUCUCCAAGGCUAUCCGGUCCCUCAGUAAUUCAUCGAUGGAGUCCUUGUCACAUAGCCCUUCCAGAGGAUCCACGAAUGCACGACGACUCCAAAAGACCCAUUCCGGUUCGGGUUCCAUGAUCGAUAGGAUUCACCGACGAGUCUCGAGCCACUCGCCAGUGAGCGCCUCUCCGCCAGAACUGUCCGCCACUCCUUUGGAACUACCAUAUACAUCGAUGGAGAUUCUCCAACAUGGCCCCCUUAAGGCGGAUAUCUCGAUCCUCAAGGCCCGCUCUGAAUAUCUGGUGCUGACGGAUCACUGCUUGAUCAAAUUUGGCAACUUGGAAGCCGCGAAAGGCGUCUUCCCGCAACUGGGUCAGCCGGUCGGAAAGAGAGGCAGCAUCAUAUAUCACACGAAUAAGCCAACUGCGUCAGAACUCCGUCUUGAAAUUCCCCUCCGCUCCAUCGUUGCCGCAUUCAACGAAGAAGGCUCGAGUCCUCGAUUCGGAAUCGAAGUGUGGUGGGCUUCUCAGUGGCCUAAGUUGUCAUACGGCAAGAUGCAACUUUUCUUCUCGCUCCCAAAGGACCGAGACGAGUGGUUAGCCGAAAUUCAACGAACUUGCAAAAUGAGCCUACGGCGAUCUCCUGGUCACUCUCUCGUCCCCGAUAACCUCAAAGCCCGCAUCAACCACAUCGUCGAAACCUACGAACCAACCGCACCCGACGGAAGUACCAAGAUCCUGACGUUCCCUGUUGCAAAACGUAUCAUUGGGCUACCGCAGAAAUCAUCCUCUACUGAGGAGGCUCAGCACCUUGUCGACGGCUCGUCGUUUUAUGUCGUUCUUGGCCCUUGCAUGUGCUAUUUCCUUGAAGUUCUAAAGGCAGAUUGUACAACAACCGCCGGCGAUCUACGGGUAAAGGUGCAGUCUUUUGGCACUGUAACAAUUACCCGCUUCAAGGCGUCUGUGGCCUCGCAGGAGCAGAGAUUUGUUAUGUGUUUUCGUCUUCCCUUCGGGCGUGAAUCCCGGUUAGAGCUUGCCAGCAUCCACUAUCGGCGAAUCAUCGAGACCAUGACCAAACUCGAUCGAGAACUGAAACCUAUGUGGCCACAACACUUGCAACAAGCCAUCUUCGAUGUCAAAGGCUUGCCCCCGCCGCUCCAAUUGACCUCUGGAAAUGACUUGGGAGGCUUGCAGAGAAGCCUGAACGCUUACUGUGCCGCAUUUCAUACCCAGGUUCCCCGAUGGACUAUCGAAUGGGAUGCUCAGGCCCAGGCAGCCUUUCGUCUUCUCCCUUCUGGUGGCUCGGCAUAUUCCCCACUACAGCUUCUUGCCGUGUUUCGGGCAUUAAGGUACAACAGUUACUUCAAAGCGCUGUCCUUUCGCAACGUCGAUUUGUCGUCUCUUAUUGGAAAGCACGAUUACUCCCAAUAUGGCGAUUCGGUAGUGUAUAACUCUUUGAAUGGACGACGCAUUUCUGAAGAGCAUUACGAUCUCCUGAUGCAGGCGCCAAUUCUUGUUUUGGAGAUUCACGCAUUAGUCUUUUCCUCCGAGUCCAUCCGAAGCAUCGACCUGAGAAACGUUCUGGGAUCCCGAAGUACAACAAGUCAGCCAGGUCGACCUAAAGUUGACCUCGACUACGCGCGGAAGUUAACGUCAGAAGUAUUUCGACCAAUCCUAUGGUUAUUGAGGUAUGGGGCGUGUCGUUGCCAUAGCAUCGCUAUGUCCGGUAACCUCCUAUCUCCAAGUGAUGUUGAAGAUCUAGCAAAUCUUCUUGUUCUCGAUCACACGUACUUGAGAAAGCUGGAGAUUGCAAGCUGCGGCCUUGGAGAUGCCGGACUGUCAAAAGUAUGGACUGGAAUUUCCGCACAGGCCGCUAGCCUCGAAGUCUUAGACACAUCCGAUAACCAGGGAACUGUCAAAUUCGAUGUUAUCCAACAUUCUCUCAGCGAACUUCGGGCUAUCAAAAAGUUGAAAAUUGCCGGAAAUACCCGUCUUCAUCCCGAAAUUCCUUUGUUUGAUGAAGCAGCACUUAACUUCUGGACCCUAGAGGAACUGGACUUGUCUGGCAUUGCUCUUAACGAGUCAACGGUCGACUUAUUGGCCAAGUAUUUGAGGCAGCCAAGUUCGCUGGAUCUCCGGGUCCUUCGCCUCAACAACUGUGGCCUAACCGGACAACAAGUCGCUCAGCUAUUCUGGGAGAUGGGCCAGGCAAGGAAGAUGACGGUUUACAUCAACGCCAAUUACCUAGACGAAGGAAUUGACAAUUUGUGUGAGGCCAUCUCCUGUGGCUUUGGGCCUUGGAGCUUGUUCGUGGAAAUGGUCGAGUUCUCUUCGGAGAUGAGCUACAUCAAACUUAUGCGGGCAUUGACAGUCAACAAGACGAUCGAGUGUCUCAGCCUAGCAGGAACGGCCACCAUUGAGUCGGCCAGCGAAGAGACCUGCGAGGCCAUAUCAGACUUCUUUUCUGACAACGACACGGUGAGAUUUCUUGACCUCUCCGGGUUUGAAUCCAAACUGGAUGAAGGACAUCUCGGUCAAGAUUUCUCAAGGGCCUUGAGCGGCCUCCGCUCAAAUACACGAAUCGAGCACCUUCGCGUGCGAAGCCAAAUGUUGAACGUCAAUAUCGGGGAUCUUGCAGAGGCCAUUUCAGCCAAUAAGACCCUGCACAGCCUGGACUGCGAGGGCAAUGGCUUCAACCUUUCCAACUUCCGACAUCUUGUCAGGCAUAUGGCUGAUAACGCGACAAUUCGAUACUUUUCUGCCUUUGAAGAUCGGGAUCUUUUACAGACAAUUCAGAAGUCGAUUGAUAAGGCAGUUCAACAAGCUGCUACAUCUACACGACGACAGUCUAUGAUUUCCAUAUUUCGGGCUGACAAGGUCCCUCAGAACGUCAGUCAGCCACUGACACAACAACUGAGAGAGGGAUGGGAAGAUGCCGCGCAGACACUACAGCAGAUCUUGACAAGAAAUAGGCUUCUAUUUCAGGAGGGUCAGGACGGUCGCCACGAAUUAGGGGAACAUGUGUCCCUCCAAGAUGUGGUUGGCGAUGCUGUCUUCUCCAAGGACUUUGGUGGACUUGCCCGCCGAGCGACUGAGUCUCCCCGAGUUACAGGUCGGUACGGCUCCGGCAACUUGCAAAAGAGGGCAAGCACCAUCUCCUUGGCGACAAGCAUGACUCGACUAUUACCCGAUUCAACUACCCAUGGAGUGAGAUCAUACUCCUUUGUCUCGGGCGAUGACGCCGGAAGUCCGGCGGUGGACAGCCAGAGCACGGGUUCGGCGAUCCCCACGCCUCCCGAGCUCGAAAGUCCAGUGGAUAGAGAAUACAGUCUGGGCAACCAGCAAGAUCAGGGGAUUGGCGGCGAAGAGUCCCCUGAUUAUGAUUACAGUUUUACGGAUGCUCAAGAUGCCGAUUUUGGCCUUGAAAUCACAGCGCAUCGGCGGUUCUGGAGUGACGAAGCUGGGUGCAUUGAAGAGGAGGAUAAUGGUAUUCCGGUUAAUGAACGGCCCCCAUUCUUCUGCAGAAAGGUGGCUGCUGGCGGCGAGACGAGACGCUCCAGUCGUCAUCAGCGUCGUCCACUUCAUCCUCCACCAUCACAUACAUCCGUGGAUACCUGCCUCCUUAUCCAUCCGCCAUCCGCAUCCGCACCCGCGCCCGCCAUCUGUUGGCUGCGACCUCUUUUGUUUCUAAUUCCUUUUAUUCUGAUUCACGCUCGCACCGCCAUGUAUUCCAACUCCAACGCCUUUUUAGGCGGCAACAGCCAGCGUCCUGGCGCGCCACAGCAAUAUGGCGGAGGGUCGUUCAACAACUUGGCUCCUGGCCAGCAGCAGCAGCAGCCCGGCCAGCAACCAGGCCCCUUUGCGCCCCAGCCUACGGGCUUCGGCCAGGCUCCGCUACAGCAGCAGUUCACCGGGUUUCCGGCGCAAGGCCAGGGAUUGCAGCCUCAACAACCGCUCCAGCAGCAGUUCACGGGCUUCCCGGGACAGGCGCAGCCCCAGCAGAGCUUCCAGACUGGCGCCCCUCCCAUGCCCUCGAUGCCACCGCAGUUCCAGCAGCAGUUCCAACAGCAGCAGCAGCAGCCGCAACAGCAGCAACAACCUCAACCUGGCUUCCAGAUUUCCCAACCCACCGGUUUCUCUGCCUCGCCGCAGCCCGCUGCCAUGCCCUCCAACCCACCGGUUCCGAUGAAGCCUCAGCCGACCGGCUUCACCGAGAUGGCCGCAUCAUUCCACACCGGCGGCACGGCGAAGCCAAGAGGCCGCAGGGCUGAGAAGGCCACGCCAAACAAGAUCCCCAACAUCAGGUUGUCCUUUAUCACUGCCCAGGACCAGGCCAAGUUUGAGACAUUGUUCAAGUCGGCCGUUGGAGAUGGUUCAAUGACCAUGUCAGGAGAAAAGGCUCGCGAUCUGCUUAUGCGAUCAAGGCUUGACGGUGAUUCUCUAUCGCUCAUCUGGACUUUGGCUGAUACCACCCGCGCCGGUCAACUGUACUUCCCUGAAUUUGCGCUUGCCAUGUACCUCUGCAACAUUAGACUCACUGGCAAGCAGCUGCCUCCGAACCUGCCCGAUACUAUCAAGAAUGAGGUCUCCAGCAUGGUGGAUAUCAUCAACUUCAGUGUUGCGGAUGAGAGUGGCCAGGCUACCAGCAGUACCCCUGAUAUCAGAACCAACACCGCGACUCCGCCCACCAUUCACCAACCCCAACCCCAGGCGUCGAAUUCGCAGCUACUUCAGGCUCAGAUGACGGGUUUCCCUGGCCAGCAGGCAGGAUUUGGACAGCCCCAAGGUUUGCAGGCUCAGCAGACUGGCUUCCCGGGCAUGCAGAACCCCCAGGCUGUUGGAUACACCGGCCCACGCCCCCCGAUGCCACCGAUGCCCACAGGCUACGGUCAGUCUCUGUCGCCAAACGCCGGUGCUCCCGGUAUGGCUGCUCCCCUCAAUGCCCAGCCCACGGGGCGGCCUGGUCAGUGGGGUCUAGUGAAUGCCCCGUCCACUGGCCUGCCCAACAUCGAUGCUCUGCAGGCCCGCAUGAUGCCCCAGCAAGGCCGUGAGGCUGGGACAUACACUACCCAGGGUCUCCAAGGCAAUGCUGAUAUUCCUUGGUCAAUCACCAAGGAGGAGAAGACUCGUUACGACGCGCUCUUCAAGGCUUGGGACGGACUCGGCAAGGGCUUUAUUGGUGGCGAGCAGGCUAUUGAGAUCUUCGGCCAGAGUGGUCUCGAGAAGCCUGAUCUGGAGAGGGUCUGGACUCUGGCUGACAACGGCAAUAAGGGUCGUCUUGAUCUGGAUGAGUUCGCCGUCGCUAUGCAUUUGAUCUACAGGAAGCUGAACGGCUACCCCCUCCCCAACAACCUUCCUCCUGAGCUCGUCCCCCCCUCUACUCGCAACUUCAGCCAGUCCAUUGGCACUCUGAAGUCGAUGCUUCAUGAGGAGUCAGACCAUCGCAAGAACUCCGGGGCUGCUCUGCUGCCCCAGAAAACUGGUGUCAGUUAUAUGAAGAAUCGAUCAUUCAGAGGAGGCGCUGGCGGUAAUGCUGCCGGUCGCAAAGAUGCCACUGUCUUUAAAAACGAGGACGAGCAGUUUGGAUAUCGGUCAAGCGCUCGUCGCAGGGUUGGGAACAACUCUCCCCGACCCGAUUCCCCGUCAUCUGUGGCCUCAAAUGAUGACUUGACCCUGGACCAGCUGAGGAAGAAGAUUAAGGAGAAGGAGAUCUUGUUGGAUGCCAUGGAUUUUACCGAUGAAAAGAACCAUGAGGAAGACGAUAUUCUGGACAGGCGGGACAGACGUGAAGCUGAAGAGCUCUACCGCCGUAUCCGCCGUACUCAAGAGGACAUCGAUGCCCAUCCCGAUGCGGCCUUGAUCACUGGCGACUCCGAUGCUGAGAGAAGGACUCUCAAACGCCAGCUUCAGAAGCUCACGGAUAAGAUCCCCGAGCUCGCCUCCCAAGUGCGAAAGACGGAGAGGGCCAUCAUGGAGGCUAGACUCGAACUAUUCCGCCUCAGGGACGCCAAAGCUCACCCUAGCAGCGGCACCCCCAUCAUCGGAACUGGGCCUGGUGGAGCUGUUACCGAGUCGGAUCGCCUUAAGGCCCGAGCAAAGGCCAUGAUGCAGCAGCGAACCGCCGCUCUGACUGGAAAGAAGAUUGACAUCGGCACUGAAGACGUCGAUGCACCUAAGCGACUAGAGGAGGAGAGUAUCAAGGUCAGGAACGAGAAGGAGGGUAACGAGCGCAUGGUCCAGGACGUGGAAGAGAGUGUCCGAGACUUCUCCCGAGGCAUUGAGGACAGCCUUAAGGAGGGUAGCAAAGAUAACACCAGCGAGCACGAGAAGCGUCGUUGGGAAGAUGGACUGGGUGUUGAGGACGAGGUACGAGACUUCAUCUUUGAUCUUCAGCGCGAAAGCCGAUCCACUCGAGUCCGCGCUCAAGACAAGCGAUCCGCGCGACCUUCAGUCGCUGCAGAGGAAACUCGAUCGGAACGGAUUGCUAGUCCUCGAGUUGAGAGCCCUGUGUCGACUUCUCGAACCGCUACGCCACCCGCAGCCGGGGGCUCUUAUGCCUCAUACAAGACUCCCGAGGAGCGCGCUGCUUUUAUCAAGCAACAGGCCGAGCAGCGCAUGGCCGAGCGGCUUGCCGCUCUGGGAAUCAAGGCUCCCUCAAAGCCUGGCGAGACUGCUGCUCAGCGUAUAGAGCGCGAACGAGGCGAAAGGGCCGCCAAGUUGCGUCAGGCCGAAGCAGACGAUGCUCGCAGGGAAACUGAGCGCCAGGCUCGCCUUGCAGAGGAACAGGGUGUUCCUCCGCCUGCGCCUGCACCUGAGCCGUCCAAGACGGAGGCCAAGAAACCCCCACCUCCGCCCACCAGACAUCGGGGCAAGAAUGACGCCGCCGAUGCUGCGAGGAAGGCCGAGGAGGACCAGGCUGCCAAGCAAGCCGAGGAAGAGCGACUGUCUCGUGAGCGUGAACAACAGCAGCGAGAGUCCCAGCAGAUGGAGGAGCCUGCAAGAGACCCGGAAGAUGACUUUGCCAAGGAACGUGAGGCGGCCGACGCUCGUCUCAAGGCUCUGGAAGAGCAAAUGAAGCAAAGAAAGCUUCAAAAGGAAGAGGAUAAGAAGCGCAAGAAGGCAGCCUUGGCCGAGGCAAAGGAAAAGGAAUCCAAGCUAGCUGCACGACGAGCCGAGAUUGAGGCUGCACGUCAGCGCGAGCUUGAGCUUCAACGCCAACUCGAGGCCAUGGACGACGACGAUAGCUCUUCGUCGGAUGAUGAUGAGGGCCCUCAGCAGAUCACUCCCCAGGCGUCGACAGUCGGCAGCCAGGAGCUCGAGAAGAAGGCAACACCACCUCCAGUAAUCCCCUCGGUCAUCACCUCGCCGCCUGCUGAAACAGAGAGCAAGAACCCCUUCUUCCGAAUGAUGUCCCAGUCAUCUGAGAGCCCAUCUGCCACUCCUGCCGCAGCUCCCCCGGCUCCUCCGGCUCCUCCGGCUCCUCCUGCCCCUCCGGCUGCGGCUGCUCAGUCGGAUGCGUCUACGAACCCUUUCCACCGCAUGACUCAGGAGAGCAAGGCUCCGCCAGCACCUGCGGCCCCGAUUGCUCCGGUCUCUCGCCGGCGUGCUGAUUCGGAUGACUGGGGCUCUGACAAGGAUUCUGAGGAUGAGGAGUCCGACGAUGACCGGCCAGGCGGUGGCAAUGCUGCUCAGCUGGCGUCUAUCCUGUUCGGCACCAUGGCACCUCCUCGGCCGCUAUCUGCUGCCGACAGGGAGUCGACUCCAGCUAGCCCGGUGCCGCUAAACACUGAUUCCCCUAUCGCUUCUCCUCCUCCUCCUCCGCCAAUGCCCGGCACUGCUGCCCCGGGAGCGCCGCCGCCUCCUCCUCCCCCUAUGCCGGGUUCCGGAGCGCCAGCGGCUCCUCCGCCACCCCCUCCGAUGCCGUCAGGCGGAGUCCCUCCCCCGCCCCCUCCUCCUCCUCCUCCCGGCGGUGCUCCAGCAGCCCCGGGAGGUGGUGGACGUCCCGCGGGUUUCUUGAGCGAGAUUCAGUUAGGUCGAUCGCUCAAGAAGACGGCUACCAAGGAUUCUAGCGGUGCAGCCGUGACCGGACGCGUUUUGGAUUAA
Ilyonectria robusta is the source of this 8205-nucleotide messenger RNA. RefSeq lists its product as uncharacterized. The transcript is spliced from 8 exons. Gene Ontology annotation, cellular component: nucleus; actin cortical patch; cytoplasm. The coding region runs from base 1 to 8205 and encodes 2734 amino acids. Gene Ontology annotation, molecular function: calcium ion binding; protein binding. Gene Ontology annotation, biological process: endosomal transport; actin cortical patch assembly; endocytosis. Lineage: Eukaryota; Fungi; Ascomycota; Sordariomycetes; Hypocreales; Nectriaceae. The record is from RefSeq and is a predicted model, not a curated record.